GUGUUUUUGUUCCACCUCUGACCUCGCACAGGUCCUCAGUUUCCUCAACGGCCUCAAAAAGCGGCAAUUAUUUUCCCUUUUCAAACUUGUUUACCCUCCAAAAAAAGCAAACUGUGUGCCAUUUUCCUUCUCUCUCUACCCCAAUCUUUUUAGUGAUUCCUGCAUUUUUCUCUCUAAUUUUACCUCAAAAUAAAGUUUAGGAAAAGGAAAAUUACGCACAAAAAUGUCGACAACAGAUCAAAAGGAGGACCCUGCACCUGCAGCAAUCAUUAGCAAUCUCCAGGAGAAAGAGGAAGAGAAGGAGAUCUAUCUCGGAUCCGAUGAGCCUGAGCCUCCCUUGCCGCUGACCGUUACUUCUAGGGUGUUGUAUAUGUUGGGAGAUAUUACGGCAGGCCCAGCUUAUCGGUUCACAAAAUGGCUGGAGUUGGUUCGUAAACGCAGUGGCAAAUAUCGGUCCUCUGGCUUCCCACAUCGCCCCCACGGGGUCGUCACUAUGCCAUAUAGUGCAGGAGAGUUAUUGGUUGAUCACGAAAGUCCUCCACCUCCUGAGCAAACUCCAGAGAUCAGUUUGUGGGAAAGACUUGGUAAAGCCGCUAUGUUGGACAUAGAGUCGGUCUCUUUUUCUUGGGACUCGCUUUCUUCACUUCACCAUACUGAGCAUAGUAGCAGCACCGAACAUUCUGAGGAUGAUAUGAAUAAAGCCCUUGAGGUUACCAUCAAUUCUGGGGGAGUUGUUUUCUUUGCACUAUUCAAUCAGCCUGGACUUGAUGAUUCCUUACCAAAAGAAGCUGCAGCUGUCAUAAAGUUUUCAUCUUCUAGGAUGGCUACACAAUCAGAACGAUUUGGGUACGAAUUUGCAAAGUGGCUGGGAGUCCAAACUCCACAGGCUAGAGUCAUUCAUAAUUGUAGCCCCGAGUGGCUCCAGAUCAAGGAAGCUGCAGAGAAAGCAAGAACUUUAGCAGCUUCAGAAGGAGAUGAAGCCAGUGAAAUGACUUGUUCAGAACUUCUGGAAGCUCUGGAACUUAGCCGGUGCCUCUUUUUUAUGAGCUAUGUUCAUGGAUCUCUUUUAUUGGAAAGCUCAAAUGCCUUUGAGUCAGGUGACAUUGCAGAAAAAACGGCAGCAGCUCUUGGUAGGGUCUUGGUGUUGGACCUUGUCAUCAGAAAUGAGGACAGGCUCCCUUGUCGUGAGCUUGGAUGGCGUGGGAAUCCCUCAAACUUAUUAUUGGCAGACAAAAUGGCCUCCGUCAAUAUCAGUGAUCUGGAGGAUCCUUUUGAUUCAAUUAAGCGGUACAGACCAAGAGUGUUUAAAGCUCUCCAAAAAGAGAGGAGAGCAACUUCAGUAGAUAGCAGACUGAACCCUCAUAGUCCAGGAUUGGCAUCACCAAGCUCCGAACUUUCUGAUAUUACAGAUUCUCCAAAAUCAAUCGAGAUGGGCCUAAGAAGCUACACGCCAGAUGAAUCAUCCCCUGGUUUUCGCAUUGUGGCAAUUGACUCUGGCGUUCCCCGUCGACCUCCUGCUGGAAAACGUGCAAAUGACCAGACCACUUAUCCUAGGUUGGUUGAGUUGGUUCUCAACAGUUCUGAGUACUCCUCAAAUUUGCUAUACGAUAUUACAGGAGGGAAGUUAGGAUCUCCUCCACUAGAGGAUAAUGGCAUGACUGAUAAAAGGGCAGAAGAAAUGACUUCAAUUAUUCAGGAAUUUCGUAGUGGGUUUCGUGCUGCUCUUAGGGAUCUGCAAGGUUUCCAUAUAUUGUUACUGACACUUCACCAGAAACUGGAUGGCUUGUUACGAGUAUGUUUAAAUUUUAUAGAUAGAACAACAUCAGGGGAUUUUGACAAGGAAGAUUUCAUGGUUCCUGAUUCACCUUCACGUGGUUCUGGAGUUACUCAUUUUCCCUCUCCAAGUAAAGAACGGUCCACUAAUGAUAACCAUCCAGAUUAUUGUGAUACAGACUUACAGAGAACAGCUCCUAAGUUUGUUUCUUCUGGAAAUAAAGAUAGCUCAGACUCUAGUUCUCCCAUGUCACGAGAAGGCUGGGAUGGGAAGUCCUGCAAAGGGAGCAGUGAGCCCCUACGCAAUCUGCGUUUGACAUCAAAACUACGUGAUUUUCAUAAAGUUGCCAAGGUUGAUGCUGAAUCUAAUAAAGAAUUGGAGCAGUGGAAUGAGAUGCUGAGAAACGAUGCUGUGAAAUUGUGUCAGGAGAACAAUUUUAAUACUGGAUUUUUUGAGGGCAGUGAUAAUAAUAGUAUCGUUGAUGCUUAUGAAUUGAAGCUAAGGCUAGAGCAUAUUCUACAGAGGAUAACACUAAUUUCUGAUGCUGCAAACACAGAGAAGCCAUGUUGCAUCACAAGUAGCCUCUUCAUUGGUGGGAAUCUGGCUGCAAGAUCUGUUUACACACUGCAACAUUUAGGAAUUACCCAUAUACUAUGUUUAUGCUCCAAUGAAAUCGGACAGUCAGAUUCUCAGUUCCCUCAUCUAUUUGAGUACAAAAAUUUUUCUAUAUGCGACAGUGAAGACGCUAACAUCAGCAGCAUCUUUGAAGAAGCUUCGGAUUUUAUAGAUCAUGUUGAACAGAUAGAUGGUAGAGUUCUGGUUCAUUGCUUUGAGGGAAAGAGUAGAAGUGCAACGGUAGUUCUUGCGUACUUAAUGCUAAGGAAGAACUUCACACUAUUAGAAGCAUGGAAUAGACUGAAAAGAUUACACCGCCGAGCACAGCCUAACGAUGGAUUUGCAAGGAUACUGUUGGAUCUUGACAAGAAGCUACAUGGGAAGGUGUCCAUGGAGUGGCAACAGCGGAAGCCAGUGAUGAAGGUCUGUCCCAUCUGUGGGAAGAAUGCUGGUUUGAGCAGCAGUUCUCUCAAGCUUCAUUUGCAAAAGGCGCAUAAAAAACUAUCAUCAGGAAGUGUGGAUAGUGCUAUGACUAUGGAGAUUCAGAAGGCUUUGGAUGCACUGAAAAUGAGCAGAGGUGGGAGUGUUAGCCCCAAGGAACGUCAGAGCAGCAGUCUUCUUUAGCCAUGGAGUAAAAUUGAAUGCUAGGUUGGUUUGAGUGUAAAGUAGUAGUGAAGGGUGUUGUUAAUAGUAGGGUCUUAAGUUCAAAACUGACCAAUCAUAUCCUUGCCAUAUAAUGCCUGAUCAGUUGGCUGUCUCUCAUGGGGCAACACAAGAAAUAUUAAAGGCAGUUUUCCUUGUAUAGCCAAAGCAGCAGGCCCCAACUGCUACUUAUUUAAGCUUCUUGUCACAAUCUCUCUGUUUUAGGGUUUGAAUUCUAAAAUUUUAGUACAUACAUGCAUCCCUCACUUGAGUCCAUA
This is a messenger RNA of Tripterygium wilfordii, 3309 nucleotides long. Its product is annotated as dual specificity protein phosphatase PHS1-like. The transcript is spliced from 11 exons. The coding region runs from base 224 to 3013 and encodes 929 amino acids. The record is from RefSeq and is a predicted model, not a curated record. NCBI's taxonomy places the organism in Eukaryota, Viridiplantae, Streptophyta, Magnoliopsida, Celastrales, Celastraceae. Gene Ontology annotation, biological process: response to abscisic acid; cortical microtubule organization; protein dephosphorylation. Gene Ontology annotation, molecular function: protein tyrosine/serine/threonine phosphatase activity.